This is a messenger RNA of Lodderomyces parapsilosis, 1506 nucleotides long. It is a transcript of the gene SSU1, whose product is annotated as Ssu1p. Lineage: Eukaryota; Fungi; Ascomycota; Pichiomycetes; Serinales; Debaryomycetaceae. The transcript has a single exon. The record is from RefSeq and is a predicted model, not a curated record. Gene Ontology annotation, biological process: transmembrane transport; sulfite transmembrane transport. Bases 1 to 1506 code for a protein of 501 amino acids. Gene Ontology annotation, molecular function: sulfite transmembrane transporter activity. Gene Ontology annotation, cellular component: plasma membrane.
AUGAGUAGCCACACUAAUUCGGAUACGUCCUCGGCACAUGGCGAAGUUGUGGGUCGCAAAACUGUGAGCGAUGAAGAUGCAAAUAGUGGAAAAGCUGGCGCAAAACUGUCAAAAGGCGAUGCAGAAGAAGAAGAAGAAGCUGAUAAAAAUUCACAACACUCCUCUAGCACUGCAAAAACACAACAACUGUCAUUACAUCAAAAUCAAAAUGCUAAUAGGUUAAAUAACAUGGACUACGAUUCACUUAUUUCUUCUAUUCCUUCAACGUCAAAAGAAUAUGAACACUUGCAAGCACAGCUACGAGGGUCAGAACCAAUACCCAAAGAGGAGUCGUGGUACAAACGGUUCAUAGUGGGUAAUUUGGUCAAACAAUUUGUCCCGGCUUAUUUUGUCUCUGUGAUGGGUACAGGUAUAUCUUCGACUAUCUUGUAUCACUUCCCAUUUCCUGCUCAUUGGUUGGAGGUGUGUUCUUACAUCAUGUUUGGUAUUUGUUGCAUCUUAUUCAUCGUCAAUGUGAUACUUUUCGUCAUGCAAUGCAUCUAUUUCCCUGCAAAAUUGAGGCAAUACCAUAUCGAUCCUUUGCAAGCAUCAUAUAUGGGCUGUUUUUCGAUGGGGUUCACCACAAUUGUCAAUUACAUCUCAUUCAUUACUAAAAGUCAUCACAUGUAUCUUGUAUGGACCUUGUGGUGGAUAUCUGUCGCCUCAGCCGUUUACACUGCAUUCCCAAUUGUUUAUUUUAGUUUCUUUUCAAAAUUGAAUGCAGUGGAGUCAGACUCAAAGUUGAAUGCCACAUUGCUACUCCCCAUUGUUGCGUUAACUGUGACCUCGUCCUCGGGACAUUUAAUCGAGUUGAACUUGUAUACAUUGAAUGAAACUGUAAUCACCAUGGUUGUCAGUUACAUGCUAUGGGCAUUGUCCAUUUGUUUGGCAUUUGCAAUUAUCACUAUAUACAUAUGGAGAUUGAUCAUGCACAAGAUCCCCCCUACGCAGCUCGUAUUUACCGGAUUUUUACCAGUUGGGUUCUUGGGACAAUCUUCGUACAGCAUUUAUCUAUUCGGCAACAAUUUGAACGAACUCAUACCAGAGGAGCUCAUAUAUGGGAAAAUUUUUCUUUGUAUUGGAGGAUUUCUUGGCCUAUUCAUACUUUCGUUUGGUUACUAUAUGACAUUCAUAGCUGUCGUGUCAAUCUUUUCCAAAAUACGACCAUUUGCCACAAAUCCCAACACCAAUCACACCAAUAAAUACGGUCUUUUGAAACACCAUAAAGGAUUUUGGGCAAUGACGUUCCCUUUAUGUACCAUGUCGUUGUCAAACACUGAAGUUGGGAAAGGCGGUGUUGGGAACUACCCAUUGUUGGCGUUUAAAGUUAUGGGCGCAGUUUUUGCAGUCGCGGGUAUUGGGGUGACAAUCGCUUGUCUUGUUGGGGUUGCUAUCUACUCUUAUGGGAUUGUAAAGAGCGAGUUGGAAGUAAAAUUUAAAAAGUAUAAAGAGGAGAUACUGGUGUAG